AUGUCGGACCGAUCACAGCCUUACAACAUUCCACGCGAUGCUGACCUUGCGAUCCCCUUUCUCGAGCGGGUUUUGGCUGACGCUCCCUUUCCUCCCAUCGCAAUUUUCUUGCCUCGAGAAUUCGCCCAUCACGACCAAGAGCUCAAACUUGAGGUGACCGCGGUGACAACUGACCGCGAUGUCCACAUUACCAAGCACGAAGUCGAACGCUACCGAUUUGGCAUUUCACCAAAGUACAGACCAGAUGACAGGGUUUAUCUGGUCAUGGACAUGUACGGUUUUGGACUUCCUGCCCCAGGAACCUGGCGUUUUCAAAUUAAGGGCUACAUUUGGGUCGACCGCAAGUACAUGGAGGUCCUUAGCAUUAUCCCCGACGAGGUCACAGAGGCAGUUACAGAGGAGAACUAG
This is a messenger RNA of Sordaria macrospora k-hell, 408 nucleotides long. RefSeq lists its product as uncharacterized. Lineage: Eukaryota; Fungi; Ascomycota; Sordariomycetes; Sordariales; Sordariaceae. The record is from RefSeq and is a predicted model, not a curated record.